This is a messenger RNA of Centropristis striata (black sea bass), 1895 nucleotides long. RefSeq names its product membrane-spanning 4-domains subfamily A member 4A-like. NCBI's taxonomy places the organism in Eukaryota, Metazoa, Chordata, Actinopteri, Perciformes, Serranidae. The transcript has 6 exons. The coding region runs from base 122 to 856 and encodes 244 amino acids. The record is from RefSeq and is a predicted model, not a curated record. Gene Ontology annotation, cellular component: membrane.
UGUUUGGGCUGGUUCAGUGUGGAGCUCUCUGAUUGGACGGCUCCUGCAGCAGUGCACUCUGGGACGUGUAGUUGACCUCCGUCUCUGUUGUCUGGACUCAGUGUGACCUUUGACCUCGACCAUGUCCACGUCCACGUCCAUCACCACGGUGGGAGGCGUGGUGGUGGUCACCCAGGUGAUCCCUCAGGAGGAGGCCGGCAUCCAGCUGCAGAGCCCCGCCCCCACCACACAGGCCCCGCCCCCAGCGCCGCCAAGCCCCGCCCCCAAGGUCGACGACAUGACGGCGACGUUCCUGAGAGGCGAGCCGCGCGGCCUCGGGGUGGUUCAGAUCUUCGUGGGUCUGCUGCUCGUCCUCUUCAGUCUGACCGCCGUCCUCUCGCCCACGCUGCUGCUGCACGCCCCGCUGGCCGCCGCCGCCGCCUUCGUGGUGUCGGGCUCGGUGGCGGUGGCGGCGGCGAGGAGAACCACCGUCCGUCUGGUCUGGGCGUCCCUGCUCUGGAACCUGCUGGGCGUGCUGCUGGCUCUGGGGGGCGUGGCCUACGUGUGCUGGCUGCUGGCGGCUCCGCCCCCCUCGCUUCGUUUCUGUGGCGACAGGAAUUCAUCGGUCGCCGUGGUGACGGAGGAGCAGGAGGAGAAAUGCAGACGGAGGAUGAGGAUGCUGGACGUGUGUGUGUACGGAGCUCUCGGCCUGCUGCUGGUUCUUCUGGUGCUGCAGGUGUGUGUCAACGUCACCGUGUGUGUUUUCUCUGGAAGAUCACUACGACACCACAACACCUACACCCCCCUCAAGGUGGAGGACCGCCGUGCCCUGCUGUCUGGACACGACAGCGACGUGUCCCUGCUGGACUCACCGUGAGGACUCGCCUCCAUACUGCAGUAGUACUACAGUAGUACUGCAGUAGUACUACAGUAAAACUGUCUGUGUCUCUUUCUGUCUCUCUGCUCUCAUCAGCUGAUAUUGAUCAUGUUGUGGUGCAUUCUGGGUAAUGAGUGUGUGUUAAACGCUGGUCUGAAAUACAUAAAAGACUCAAUAAAUAAAUUAAAUGUACCAGAAAUAAUAUUAAUAAUUCAUUUAUUCAUAAAAUGAAACAUACAUUUUUUUAAAUUUAGUUAUUUGUUUAUUAACCUCCCCAUUUGAUUAUGUUUGUUUGUUAUUAUUAAUUUAUGCAUUUAUUUUUAUUUUUAAAUGUGUUUUUUAAUUAGUUAAGUAAUAUAAUAUAUAUAUAUGUUUAUAUAUAUUUAGAAGAAAUGCAUAAAAAAGUUCAGAUAAAUAAAUACGUUAAUAAAUUAAAAAAUAACAAAUACAUUAUUUAAAAAUAAUAAAAAAAAUAAAUGCAAAGAUUAAUUAUUCUGAACAUUAAAAGGAAAAAUAAAUCAUAUGAAUUAAACCAAAUAUUAGUUUGUGCCACUUUUUAAUUACAUUUUUUUUAAUGGAUAACCACUAAUAACCACUUUGUUUUUAUAAAUAUUUUUUGGAAUAUCUAAAAGCAAAUUUAUUUUUUAUCCUGUUAGCUUCAGUUUACAGUUUGAUCAGUAAAUAAAUAAAUAAAUAGAGGAUUUUUUUACUGAAUCAGGAAAAAAUGUAAAUAAAUCCAGAUGUUUAGAAACACAACAAUCUGUUUGUUUGUUUGUUUGUUUGUUUGUUUGGGUAUUUUAAGGGAACUUGUAUCAGAUGAAUGCUUCCACAGUGCAGCGGUACAAUAAAUAAUAAUAAUAAUAAAAACAUAAAUUCUGUCCCAGUCAAAUUAUAUCUUGUCAAUUUAUGAAACUAUGAUUUUAUUUUUCUAUGAUGUUUUCAGCUGCGACUGAACUUUAUUAAAACACUUAAACAUGUUGUUGUUGUUUAUUAAAACACUUAAACAUGUUGUUGUUGUUUAUUAAAACACUAAAACAUG